Adineta ricciae is the source of this 2670-nucleotide messenger RNA. The record is from the annotation of a GenBank genome assembly. NCBI's taxonomy places the organism in Eukaryota, Metazoa, Rotifera, Eurotatoria, Adinetida, Adinetidae.
AUGAAUCCUUCUACUACAACUACAGCUGGCAAAAGCAAUACCGGUCCGGUAUAUCGUAUACCACCGUAUCAUUAUAUUCAUGUGCUCGAUCAAAAUACUAAUGUGACACGUCUUGAAAUUGGCCCAAAAACAUUUAUCAAACAAGAUAAUGAAACCGUUACCAUUGGACCAGAAAAGAUGAUUACCGUGCCACCACGUCAUUACUGCGUUGUCGAAUCACCAGUAGUACGUAACGAGGCCGGCGAAGUUGAAUUCGAUAAAAAUGGUCAAGCGAAAUUGAUUCAUGCUGAUUUGGAUAUUCGUCUUGCAAGUGCAGACCAAGCACCCUUUCCACUCUACCCAGGAGAAGUCCUCCGUCAGCCGGUAACUCCUUUGAAAGUAGUACCAGCCAAUUCAGCAUUACGUUUGAAAGCUGUUCUUGAUUUCGAUGAUGAAACAACUAAAGAACAACGUAAAGCCGGUGACGAAUGGUUAUUCGAAGGACCAGCCACUUAUAUCCCACGAAAGGAAGUUAGUGUGGAAGAACAAAUUCGUGCUACUGUCAUCGGUUCCAAUCAAGCCAUUCGACUCUGUGCUAAAAAAGAAAUCACCGAUCGAAAUGGCCAACGACGUGUUACCGGUGAAGAAUGGUUAGUAAAAAAGACUGGUGCUUACCUACCAUUAGCAUAUGAAACCGUUGUUUCAGUCGAGAAUGCCUAUGUUUUAACCGAUAAGAAAGCUCUACAUAUUCGUGCAUUGAAAACUUUUACUGAUGAUUUCGGUAAAGAACGCAUGAAUGGUGAAGAAUGGCUUGUUACACAUACAGAUACAGAAACACAUAUUCUCAGUGUCUAUGAGCAAUUAGUUGCUGUCGUUGAUGUUAUCACUCUGAAUUCACGUCAAUACUGCGUCAUUCUCGAUCCUGUUGCCGAUGGCAAGCCACAAUUGGGAAGAAAGAAACUUGUUGUUGGUGAAAAAUCCUUCUUUCUUCAACCCGGCGAAAAACUUGAAAAUGGUAUUCAAGAUGUUUACAUCUUAGGCGAAGACGAAGGUGUCAUUCUCAAAUGUAUUGAAACAUUCGAAGAUCAACAAGCUGGUACAACACGAAAUCCUGGUGACCGAUGGAUGAUUCGUGGUCCAACUGAAUAUAUUCCUCCCACACAAGUCGAAGUGCUCACCCGCCGCAAGGCACUUCCAUUAGAUGAAAACGAAGGUAUCUAUGUUCGUGAUAUCAAAACUGGCCGUGUCCGAGCCGUUGUCGGUGAAACUUAUAUGCUCACACAAGACGAAGAACUUUGGCAAAAAGAAUUACCAAAACAAGUCGAAGACUUAUUAUCACGUGACCCAUUAGCUGAGCGCAAUGUUCCAACGCGUAAUCAAGGAUCAGAUAAAUCUCAACAGCAAGGCACUACCACUCAAGCAUCGGGUGCAAAGACAACCAAACGUGAUAAAUCCAAACUAGUCACUUACCGUGUGCCACAUAACGCCUGUGUCCAAAUCUAUGAUUAUAAAGCGAAGAAAGCACGUAUUGUUUUCGGUCCUGAACUCGUUAUGCUCGGCCCUGAUGAACAAUUUACAUUACUUUCAUUAAGUGGUACUGUACCGAAAAAAGCCAAUCAAAUUCAAACAUUAUGUUUACUUCUUGGUCCUGACUUCUUUACUGAUGUCAUUGUGAUUGAAACAGCUGAUCAUGCUCGUCUUUCCCUUCAACUUUCCUACAAUUGGCACUUCGCUGUUCACGAUAGAAAUGAUGAAAAAGAAGCGGCUAAACUUUUCUCAGUUCCUGACUUUGUCGGUGAUGCAGCUAAAGCAAUCGCUUCACGUGUUCGUGGCAUUGUUGCUGGUACACAGUUCGAUGAUUUCCACAAGAGUUCAGCAGAAAUCAUCCGUGCCGCAGUUUUUGGUCUUGAUGCUGAUAAACGCGUUCGCGAUCAAUUUGUUUUCCCUCAAAAUAAUCUCGUUAUCACAUCCAUCGAUAUUCAAAGUGUCGAACCUGUUGAUCAACGAACACGUGAUGCACUUCAGAAGAGUGUCCAAUUGGCUAUCGAAAUCACAACCAAUUCACAAGAAGCUGCCGCUAAACAUGAGGCUUCACGACGUGAACAAGAAGCCAAAGGUUUAUUAGAACGACAACGUAUUAAAGACGAAGCUGAAGCUGAAGAAGUUCGUAAACAACUUCUCGAAUUACAAGCACAAUCAGCUGCUGUCGAAUCAACUGGUCAAGCUAAAGCUGAAGCUCAAAGUCGAGCAGAAUCCGCCAAAAUCGAAGGAGAAGCUGCCGUCGAACAAGCUCGUCUCAAAGCUGAAGCUACUCGUAUCGAAGCCGAGGCUGAAUUAUCACGCUUGAAAUUAGCUCGUGAAGCUGAGAUCAAAUUUGUUCAUGAUCAAAAUGAAUUAGAAAUUAGUAAAAAAGCUGAAAUGUCACGCAUUGAAACAGAAAAAUUCAAAUUACAAGUCGAAUCCAUUGGAUCGUCCACCAUUCAAGCCAUUGCUACCUCUGGCCCAGAUACUCAAGUCAAACUUCUUCAAGCACUCGGUCUUCAAUCAAUGCUUGUCACCGAUGGUCAUACACCGAUCAAUCUUAUGGGAUUUGGCCAAGGUCUUCUGGGUGGUUUAACCGCAAACACCAGCCGAAAUGCUGGAGCAUCCCGAAACACUUCAAAUGGAUAUCAAGUCGUCGAAAACGAAUAA